This is a messenger RNA of Marmota flaviventris (yellow-bellied marmot), 822 nucleotides long. The record is from RefSeq and is a predicted model, not a curated record. Lineage: Eukaryota; Metazoa; Chordata; Mammalia; Rodentia; Sciuridae.
AUGGAGCUGGAGGGGCAGUGGUGGUGAGGACAACUGGCUGCUGAUAUUCACCAAGCGCUUCGGUACAAGGAGCUGAAGUUGCCCUCCUACAAAGGCCAGUCCCCUCAACUAAGUCUCAGAAGGUAUUUUGCUGAUUUGAUUGCCAUUGUGAGCAAUCGCUUCACACUCUGCCCUUCGGCCCGACAUCUUGCUGUCUAUUUGCUGGACCUGUUUAUGGAUCGCUAUGACAUCUCUAUCCAGCAGCUGCAUUUAGUUGCACUUUCCUGUCUGCUUCUAGCAAGUAAAUUUGAAGAAAAAGAAGAUAGUGUGCCUAAGCUGGAGCAGCUCAACAGUCUGGGUUGUAUGACUAAUAUGAAUCUAGUAUUAACAAAACAAAAUUUGCUACAUAUGGAACUAUUAUUAUUAGAAACCUUUCAGUGGAACCUCUGCCUUCCAACAGCUGCCCACUUUAUCGAGUAUUAUCUCUCAGAAGCAGUACAUGAAACAGAUCUUCAUGAUGGCUGGCCAAUGAUUUGCUUGGAAAAAAAUAAACUCUACAUGGCCAAAUAUGCAGAUUACUUCCUGGAAGUAUCUCUGCAAGAUUAUGCCUUUCUAAAUUAUGCACCUUCUUUAGUAGCUGCUGCAUGUGUGGCUUCUUCGAGGAUUAUACUUCGUCUUUCUCCAACGUGGCCUACAAGACUGCAUCGUCUUAGUGCUUACUCCUGGGAUUUCUUAGUGCAGUGUAUUGAACGACUGUUGAUUGCUCAUGAUAAUGAUGUAAAAGAAGCAAACAAACAGAGAGGACAGGCAGGCCCUCAGUCAGCACAACUAGGUGUGUUCCAG